AUGGGCGAUCGCGCACAACGUAAGCCCUCGGGGCUACGAGCUGUCGCUAAUUUUGCGCCAUGGAUUUUGGUGACUGCGGAGUCAACAGUGUUUGUGUUGCUAGCUCAUUAUUCUCAAGUCAUGCCACCCGCCGGUGGAAAGCGAUACCUCACUUCCACGGCAGUCUUCUUAGUCGAGGUUGUCAAGCUGGCCAUCUCGCUCACAAUGGCUCUCUAUGACGUCUCCAAAGCCGCACCACCCUCCAUGCCUGCCACAUCACUCUUCUUCUCCCUCACGAGCGCGGUCUUCUCAGGUGAUAGCUGGAAACUCGCCAUCCCCGCUAGUCUGGACGUCCUGUCAAACUCCCUCCUAUACAUUGCGCUGUCGAACCUACGAGCUGCAAGCUUCCAGGUGACGUUCCAGCUGAAGUUCCUCACAACCGCGGUCUUUGGUCUGAUGCUUCUGAAACGGAGUAUCCCCGCCCGCAAGUGGGGCUUGCUUCUACUUCUUGUGGUUGGUGUGGCGUUGGUGCAAAUUCCCGAUGCGAGCUCCGAGCAGAUGUUGCAGGAUGACCAUGCGAGCCACCAUUUCCCUCGAUCGCUGCAUGAGUGGAAGGCAGUCAAGCAAGGGUCUGGUAGUAGUUUGCACAAGCGGUCUGCAACCUACGAGGGUAUCGAAGAGGACCUGUUGACCGCUGACCCGCAUUUAAACCCCACAAUUGGUCUUCUUGCGACUGUUGGAGCGUCUCUGGCCUCCGGACUUGGGAGCAUUUAUUUCGAGAAAGUACUGAAGGACAGCUCGAACCAUAUUUCUUUGUGGGUUCGGAACGUGCAAUUGGCUGUGUACUCCGUCUUCCCUGCUUUGUUUAUUGGAAUUGUUUUCCGUGACGGUGAGAAAAUCGCCGAAGACGGUUUCUUCCAAGGCUACAAUUGGGCGGUGUGGUCUACCAUUGUCAUCCAUGCCUUGGGUGGUAUUGUGUCAGCAUUUUACGCGAGCCAUGCGCAGAAAGACGCAAGGAGUCUGGCCACAAGCGCCAACAUCAUCCUCAGCAUUGUUGGAAGUAUCUGGCUCUUUGACUUCGAAAUCACUGCAAGCUUCCUCCUAGGAUCCGCUGCGGUCCUGGUAGCAACACAUUACUAUGGAAACCCCACCUAUAACCCAGCGACAGGAGCUUCGCGCCCACCCCCAAUCCACAUCGAUGCUUACGAAAAGGACAUGGGAGGCCCAGAGGGCUCACCAGUAGCACCACCUGACGACUUUUCCAUCAAACUCCCCACCAGCCCAUUCCUCUCCGACGGCAUGUCCUCAUCCCGUCCCACCUCCCCAGCACCAGGCCACACCAGAGUAAGCUCCAGCCGAAAUGCCAGUGGGGCCAACUACUUCGACGAUAAAUGA
Molecule: messenger RNA, 1374 nt
Organism: Penicillium soppii
Lineage: Eukaryota; Fungi; Ascomycota; Eurotiomycetes; Eurotiales; Aspergillaceae
Product: putative UDP-galactose transporter
Exons: 4
Coding region: 1-1374 (457 amino acids)
Biological process (GO): pyrimidine nucleotide-sugar transmembrane transport
Cellular component (GO): Golgi membrane
Molecular function (GO): UDP-galactose transmembrane transporter activity
Source: RefSeq, a predicted model, not a curated record